Adineta ricciae is the source of this 4521-nucleotide messenger RNA. The record is from the annotation of a GenBank genome assembly. Lineage: Eukaryota; Metazoa; Rotifera; Eurotatoria; Adinetida; Adinetidae.
AUGUUAUCUUACAAUAUCAAUGAUAAAGAAAUCGUAUUUCAAAUUUACGAGUUUUUACGAAAUCAAGAGAUGCCAGUUUGGAUCAACCGAUCAGAAAAUGUCACCGCAGAUAGCCUACACGAUAGUUUGGCUAAUGGAGUAGAGAACGCUGCAGCAGUUUUUUGUUUUUUAACGCCAGAUUAUGAAAGGUCACCAGUUUGUAAACUUGAACUACAAUAUGCACAUAAACGGAGCAAACUAAUUAUACCGUGUUUGUUCGACGACAAGAAAUUCUGGAACGAUUCUUCUUGGUUAACGACAGUAGUUGGAUCUCUUCACUGUUAUAAUAUCAAGGAAAUUCAGAAUAAGGACAAAAUGCAUUUACAAGAGUUGAUCAAUAGUUUGUACAAAAGACAUUCUUCAUCGAAGCACGUCUUAACAGAAUCACUUGGUCCACCAAAUUAUCUUUUCGAAUUAAUUAAAUACAAAUAUCUAUGUGACAACAAAAUAGAACGCUUCAUGGAUCCGUCGAAAACGUUUCCAAUCGAGCAGAGUUAUAUCAAUUUGGCUAUAGUAGAAACGAAAGAAACUCAAGAAAAAGAAAAGAAGCUCGAUAAUACUCAGAGCAUUGAUGCAGUUAUGGGUGUAUUCGAGAAAAUUUAUGGAAGUAAAUCUCCAAUUGAUGUCAAAGAUAUUUUCACGAAAUGCAAAGAUCAAAACAGAAAUAUUUUAGUUUUUGGUCGAGCUGGUAUUGGAAAAUCAACGUUUUGCCGAUAUGCUGCUUAUCAAUGGGCAACUGGUGCAAUAUGGCCAGAAUAUGAAUUAGUUGUGCUCGUUCCUUUACGAUCUCUAACAGGACCAAAAUAUCCAAAAGGCAAAGAUUAUUCUCUCAUCGACAUUUUGAUAAAUCACUAUUUCUCUCAUCCAUUCUGGUCAGAUGAACAAAAGAAUAAGCUUGCAGAACAGAUUCGUAGAAGUAAAAUUCUAUGGCUAUUGGAUGGUUAUGAUGAAAUAGCACAAGACCAACCUCGACAUCUCCAAAUCUUACUUGAACAGCUGCUCAAAACUCCGCAUCACAUCAUCACCUCUCGUCCAUACAUGAAUACAUUGCCGUAUUCGGUGAAGAUGGAAAUUACGGGUUUCACGGAUGAAAACAUUCCCAACUAUAUCAAGCUGUUCUUCAAUCAGUUAGGAAACCCCUCGCGUGAGGAUGAGAACUUACUCAAUUUUCUCCAGUCGAAUCCUAAGAUUUGGGGUAUUGCACAUAUUCCCAUUAAUCUGGAACUGAUUUGCAGUGUUUGGAUCAAAUCCGAUUGGGCCAAAACAAAAGUAGCGACGAUGACAGGAUUGUAUAAUGGAUUAACUGAGUCGAUCUGCCGUCGAUAUCUAGCGAAGCAAAAAAAUAUCCUAUCCACCGAUCUUAUAUUCAUGGUCAAAAAGGACGUCUAUGAAAAAUGUAAAAUGGAACUGGCGUUCCUAGAAAGGCUCGCCUUCCUUGGAAUGGAAAACAAUCUUAUUCUGUUAAGCCCAACAUUAGUCAGGAAUGCGGAAAANGCGACGAUGACAGGAUUGUAUAAUGGAUUAACUGAGUCGAUUUGCCGUCGAUAUCUAGCGAAGCAAAAAAAUAUCCUAUCCACCGAUCUUAUAUUCAUGGUCAAAAAGGACGUCUAUGAAAAAUGUAAAAUGGAACUGGCGUUCCUAGAAAGGCUCGCCUUCCUUGGAAUGGAAAACAACCUUAUUCUGUUAAGCCCAACAUUAGUCAGGAAUGCGGAAAAAAAGAUAAUCACGGAACCAUCUGAUCGUAAAAAUUUAUUCAAUUUUGGAAUACUAAAAUCAUACGACUCAAAUAUUGGUCGUAUUAGGACACACAAUGAAGUCGAAAAAGACUACUACUUUGUCCAUCUCAGCUUUCAAGAAUACUUUGCAGCUCGCUACUUAGCAAAAGCUCUGUCCGGUACUGCAUGUAAUAAAGCAAUUGAAUUUAUUCAGCAGCACAAAUACAAUCAAAGAUAUCAGCUACUCUUUGCAUUUCUAGCCGGGUUACUAAGCGAAACAUGUGACUCGCGACUUAACAUCAAGUUUUGGAACACAAUAUUUAACGAGCCAUUAGAUAUCACCCAUAUGCAACACAUGGCUCUUGUUAUUCGCUGUGCCGAUGAGAUUAACAGCAACACCACAUUCAUUGAAGCCCCACGAUUAUUUCAACUGACAGCGCGAUGGAUGGAAACCGCUAUAACACAUAAAUCCCGGUAUUUACUUCCGUUUCUGACGAACAUUCUAAGAGCAUGUAACACAAUCUGCAAUGCAACACAUAUUCAACAGGCACUGGUACGAUUACUACACGAUAACCAAACCACUAUCGUUUGUAGAACACUGGAAUUUAUAUCAUCAAUUCCACUAAACAAUCCUACCAAUUCGCUAAAGCGCACAGUGCUACAGAAAAUACAGCAUCAAGAUUCCGAUGUAAAACAAGAAGCAUUCGAAGCACUUACCUCUAUGUAUCAAAAAGCAGCGACGAAGGAACUGAUCGAGGCACUUCUCAAAGCACUUUCGGACAGCGAUCAUCUAGUAAGACGAAGUGCAAGCGAGGCAUUCAGUCGAAUAAAUGUACAAGCAGCGACGCCUGAAAUGAUCGAUAUACUUCUCAAGGCACUUUCGGACGACGACUCUAACAUAAGACGCCAUGCAUGCCAGACAAUCGGUCAAUUGGGUGCAAAAACAGCGACGAAAGAAGUGAUCAAUGCACUUGUCAAGGCACUUUCGCACGACAAUUCUGCCAUAAUAUGGCCUGCAUACAGCGCAUUCAGUCGAAUGGGUACACAAGCAGCGACGAAAGAAGUGAUCGGCGCACUACUCAAGGCACUUUCCGAUAGCGAUCUUUCGGUAAGACUAAGUGCAUGCUACGUAAUCGAUCGAAUAGGUGCACAAGCAGCGACGAAAGAAGUGAUCGGCGCACUACUCAAGGCACUUUCCGAUAGCGAUCUUCACGUAAGACAAAGUGCAUGCUAUGUAAUCGGUCGAAUAGGUGAAAAAGCAGCGACCAAAGAAGUGAUCGACGCGCUUGUCAAGGCACUUUCGGAUAGCGAUCUUAAGGUAAGACGAAGUGCAUGCGAGGCAAUCGGUCGAAUGAGUGCAAAAGCAGCGACGACACAAGUGAUCAAUGCACUUGUCAAGGCACUUUCGGACGACGAUUCUGACAUAAGAGGGCGUGCAUGCUACGUAAUCGAUCGAAUAGGUGAAAAAGCAGCGACGAAAGAAGUGAUCGGCGCACUUCUCAAGGCACUUUCGGACCACGAUUUUAACACAAGAAAGUGUGCAGGCGAGGCAUUCGAUCGAAUGGCUAAAAACGCAGCGACGAAGGAAGUGAUCGACGCGCUUGUGAAGGCACUUUCGGACGACGAUUCUGACAUAAGAUGGCGUGCAUGCUACGCAAUCGGUCGAAUAGGUGAAAACGCAGCGACGAAAGAAGUGAUCAAUGCACUUCUCAGGGCGCUUUCAGAUAGCGAUCUUCGAGUAAGAGGAGGUGCAUGCGAGGCAUUCGGUCGAAUAGGCGAAAACGCAGCGACGAAAGAAGUGAUCGAUGCACUUGUGAAGGCACUUUCGGACCACGAUUUUAACAUAAGAAGGUGUGCAUGCUACGCAAUCGGUCGAAUGAGUGAAAAAGCAGCGACGAAAGAAGUGAUCAAUGCACUUCUCAGGGCGCUUUCAGAUAGCGAUCUUCGAGUAAGAGGAGGUGCAUGCUACACAAUAGGUCGAAUGAAUGAAAGAGCAGCCACAAAGGAAAUGAUCGAUGCACUUGUGAAGGCACUUUCGGACCACGAUUUUAACAUAAGAAGGUGUGCAUGCGAGGCAAUCGGUCGAAUUAAUGAAAAAGCAGCGACGAAAGAAGUGAUCGACGCGCUUGUCAAGGCACUUUCGGACGGCGAUUCUGAUAUAAGACGAAGUGCAUGCUACGCAAUCGGUCGAAUGGGUGAAAAAGCAGCGACCAAAGAAGUGAUCAAUGCACUUGUUAGGGCACUUUCAGAUAGCGAUUUUCGGGUAAGGGGAGGUGCAGGUGAGGCAUUCGAUCGAAUGGCUAAAAACGCAGCGACGAAGAAAGUGAGCGACGGACUUCUCCAGGCACUUUCGGACGACGAUUCUGACAUAAGAUGGCGUGCAUGCGAGGCAAUCGGUCGAAUAGGUGAAAAAGCAGCGACGAAAGAAGUGAUCGACGCACUUCUCAAGGCACUUUCGGACAGCGAUCUCCGGGUAAGAGGAGGUGCAUGCGAGGCAUUGGGUCGAAUAGGUGAAAGAGCAGCGACGAAGGAAGUGAUCGAUGCACUUCUCAAGGCACUUUCGGGCAGCGAUCAUCUAGUAAGUAGUAGUGCAUGUAUGGCACUGAAUCGUGUAGUUGAAAAAGUGACCACGACGGAAAUUAUGGGUGUGGCUGCUGGCUUUGCACGGGCUUGGAACGAGAGGAAGAACCUCUACAAAUAUGAGAUGAGAAGGUGGCUCUGCGCGAUUUGUGCGUUGGACGUGUUCNAGGAUUGUAUAAUGGAUUAA